This is a messenger RNA of Leptopilina heterotoma, 5304 nucleotides long. RefSeq lists its product as uncharacterized. The transcript is spliced from 8 exons. Lineage: Eukaryota; Metazoa; Arthropoda; Insecta; Hymenoptera; Figitidae. Bases 1608 to 2873 code for a protein of 421 amino acids. The record is from RefSeq and is a predicted model, not a curated record.
UUAUUUAUAAAAAAACAUCAGGCUUUUUUUUUAAAGAAAAAAAAAAGCCAGGAAUAUAUAACCAAAAAAAAUCCCAUGUGUCGUGUGCUGUGCUAAACUGUUGAUUGUGUCCAGUGUGUUGAGUAUAAUCGGAACUUGUGAGAAUUAUCUUCAAUAGAAUCUUGACAAUGAAAGAUCCUUGAGAUAGGAGAUAUUGUAAGAAAGAGAUUGUUUAAGAAAAGAAAACUUGUAGUUGAAAAAGAGGAUUUUCGGAAAAGGAUGCUCAGGUAACUUUUCAAGUAUGCACAAGGUCGUGUCAAGGAUACGACGACCAUUACGAAGGACAAGAAGAAGAGCAUCCUGAAGGAUCAGAAAUUUACGGAUUUCUCUAAAAUUACGAAUUCUUCUCUAAAAAUUUUUCUCUUAGGAACUUAAAAUUAGUGAAUCAAAAAGUAAUUCAGUGAUCUGAUCCAGAGAUUGCUUUGAAGUUUAAAAAACUAUUUUGACAAGAAGGAAAAAAAUUCUGUGGACAACUGAAGAAAAUUUUAUCACAAAAGAAACUUCCAGGGACCCCAUAAAAGUCUUCAGGAACCAAUAUCUCUGAAUUUACAGAAACAGAUCUUCCUGAAGAUUCAAAGUAAAUUCAAAAUAAAUUCAAAAAUUUAAGGAAACGAUUUUUCCUUUUCAAUAUUGGAAAAAUCCUUUGGAUUUACACGAGAAAAAUUAAGAAUAUCUUGCAAUUGAUCUUGAGAAGCAUGAAUCGUGAAACAAAAUUAUAAUUCCGAAAUUCGUGGUGGUACUCCUCCUGGAUCUAGGAAAUAGAAUUUCCCCCCCCCCUCGCCGAUGGUUCUGGAGGAAGUGUUUCCGGGAGGAUUAGAGAGCAAGAGCUUCCGCUAGAGCAAGAAGUGAGAAAUCUAACGAGAAUAUAAAGAGAGACGACAGGAACUUGAUUCCAGGAAUUGUAGAUAAAAAAAAAGUAAAUUUCCGAGAUCGUCUCGGGAGUCUUUUUUUCUUGUUCUCAUAAAGUCAAGUUUUUUUUUUUUGCACUCGGAUUUUAAAAAAUUUAACUUGAAGAAAAAUUUCUACAAUUAUGAGUUGAUGGUGAUGACGUAAUAAAUAUCGACAAUAAAUAUAAUGUUCACCGGAAUUGACGCACGUUGCAAGGAAAUAAUGUUAUCGAAUGUUCGAGAUAUUCGGUGUUGUCGAAAGAAACGCGUCAAAUUGGCACAAUUAUUUGCAUUUUAUUCCAGUUUUCAAUUAUUCAAAAAGUUCAUUGCAAAAAGUUUCGGUCAUUAAAUUUUGUGAAAUAAUCAGGCCGAGGUGACGAAAGAGGAAAAUUUUGCGAAGGGCAAAAAAAGAAACACGUCCAUCUUGGAAAAAAUGUGCAGGAUAGAACAACCUGCUUGUGAGGUCUGAUUACCUUUCAAAGGACAAAAGGAAAGUGCAAUUUUUGGUCAAUAGACGAUGAACAAAAGGAGAUUUACGGCGUGGAGAUGACCGCCAGGUUAGCGCCGCGUCGAGACUGUCUCGACGACGACGUUGAUGAGGUUCCCGAGGGUCAUCAUUCAAUCACUGCUUCCGCCCUCUGCCAUUGAGAGGAAGCUAAUUCCUCGUCGCAGUUCGCAGCGAUGCCGGCCGUUCCAUACCAACAAGGAAAGGCGAACAUCGGCAGCAAUGCGACGGGGACAACGACCACAACAACGCCACCGCCUACGGCGCCGACGCCCCCAGUGGACCCCUCGGCGUCCAUUCCAAAUGCUAAACCAACGCUCAGUGAAAGGGAUCUUAUCAAAAUCGAAUUUUAUAAGACGUAUGAUCCUAUGGUGGGGAUUAGGAUAGCCGCAACUCUUGGUAGCUUUUUCGGCCUAAUGGUCAUUAUGGUGAUCUACAAAAGCAGAAGCAAAAAGAACAGGCAACUCAACGAUCCUAGAUUAACCGCAGCUGCUGAGGCUGCUGUUGCCGAAGCAGAGGCUGAAGAGGCCUUAGCUGCAGCACUCGAGGCGAGAUUAAAUCAUGGAAGAAGAUCCCUCUGUCCAGAACUGGAUCGAUUUCCGCUGUCGUCGCCUAGGUUCUCGUCGAUUGGAGGUGGUUACGACGCGUUUGUAAUGCCUCCGCUUAGACGGCAAAGGCGACGAAGAUGCUCAAGGAGUCCUCCCGAAGAUCAAAGAAGGUACAGUUCAGUGACAUGUAGCAGUACAGGGAGUAGCUAUCUGGAGAGGAGAGAAUCAGCUACAACGUUGCCUUAUCUUCCGCCGCCUCCAUCCUAUCCACGACAUGCACCUUCAUACGAAGAGCCCUGGGACCGUUAUCAUCAUAUUGAAUAUCCAAUAGAUAUUCAGGUGACACAACCAACGCCUGAUAUAUCGCCCUGUGACAGUGAGGCUGGCCUCUAUACUGCGGGUGCGAUAACGGCGAGGGCGCUCGCUUCCGGUAAACGUGCGCCCUUAGCCUCAAUGACAAGUGUUGAUCCACCGGAACCGGACACAAGGUCCCUUGGCUCGGACUCGGUUUUCAUCAACGAUGAGGACACCAUUGACACUGAGGAUGAAGUCUCGGGUUUUUCCACCGACUCGGAAGUCACGGGUUCGAAUUAUCGUCAACCACAGUUCCUGAGAGUGCCGCCUAGCUCAAGACGUCUUCUCGCCAGGUGGGACGGCUGUGAAAGUUGUGUGCCUCGACGACGACCACCAGCCAGGUCAUGUCGAACCUGUUUGACCAUCAGUGCCACCAUUGAAACACAAAGACCCAGACUCAGGUCGACAAUCAGCUCGAGUAGCAGCAGCACACUUAAUUCACCGCCACACUCACCGCCGAUCGAGCUCAGGGAGAGACCAUCUGGGUCCGGGCAACUACCAGAAUCGCCUCCACCCCGGUCCCAGGAGACGCUCUUCUAGAACUUUGCGUUCCUUACAUUAAACCCCCCCAACCGAAAAACAUGAAAUGAUCCCAGAUCAUUUUUUUUUCUUUGCUUCAUUUACCCGGAUGUUUUCAAACUAAAAUUAUUAUCGAUAUUAAUAUAUUUACACGUAUAUAAAUAAAUAUGUAUAUCUUUGUCCGGGAUGUUUUUACCAUUUGAAAGAAGACUGUCUCUGACCUCAGUGUCGUUCAACUUUUUCCGAAAAGCCGGAUCUAAAAAUUUUUGCGCUCUCUCCAACAUAAAUGAUCCACUACAAUUUCUAUUUGAGAAAAAAAAGAAUACAUCUCCCCCCGGGGCACGAGGGGCUUUCGCGAAAUUCUUAUAUUUCUCUCGAGAGAAGAAACACAUGCGGGUGUACGUGUGCACAUACCGACGAUGAAGAAACAGAGCAAAGGUUUCCCAAUAUCAACGACGGACAUUUUGGAAAUCCUGUGGUGUAUAUAUAUAUAUAUGUUUGUAUAAAUAUAUAUGUAUACACACACUGGUUCUUCUGAGGACCCGAAAUGGGAACAAACCCGGCUUAAGAUUCCGCUUAAUCGAGAAACGCUUCGCCUUUCACUAUAUACCAACUUGCACAUCCCUCGUUGACUAUAUACGGAAAGCCAGGGAUUAAACUCUCUCCGUCCAUCAGCAAAAAAAUACUCAAGUGGCGAAGAAUCGCGGAAUUGUUACUUUCUUUAAAAAAAAAAAUGUCGCGGGAAUAAUUUUUGGGAGAAAACGAUUUUUUGCCCCGCGAAAACUUUAUUUAAUUAUUACUAAAAAUCAAAAGUGGAUAUUUGAAGUAAAGGACUUUUUUCGAGGGAUGAAUUUUGAGAAAACUGUUUGAUAUGGAAAAUAUGUGGAAUUUUUCUUUUCGAAAUUAUUGAAAGCAAAAAAAAAUAUUAUUCAGCAAAUUAGUAAUCAAUAAUUUGUUUUGUAUUGCUUUAAAAAAAAUUAUUAACAACAAAAAUUAUCGGGUUUGUAAUUGCUGCUAUAUAAUGAUGCACUAAUUACAGCUCGUUGUAACCUGAAAGGGAAAAGCUGGUUGACUAAUGACGCUUCGAGAGUAGACUUUCGGAGGGAUUUCCUAUCCUUGUCACUAAAAAUUAAAGCAAUCUUCUCAAGCCUCAGAAAUUUGUCUCGCAUUAUAUUCCCUUCUUUUGUAUUUAUUUCAAUUUUUAGGAGAAAAUUAACAACCAGGUCAAAAUAAAAAAAUCCGAAUUUUUUUUUUUUUUUAUUCUAAUCAAAAAAGAAUUUAUAAAUAAUAAAGUUAAUUUAAUUUCAAAACUAAUUUUAUUAUGCGUAAUACAAUCAAAGUUUUAUAUAAUUUAGUUUCAAUGAUUCUAAAUGGAAAGAAAUUAUUGUAAAAAGUACUGUACGUUUAUUAACAAUGCGCAGAAGUGAACUGCGCAAGUCAAACGUGCGCAGAAGUGAUCUACGCAGUUCAGACAUGCGCACAAGUGAUCUACGCAGUUCAGACAUGCGCACAAGUGAUCUACGCAGUUUAGACAUGCGCAGAACUGAUCUACGCAGUUUAGACCUACGGAAAAGUACCAGAAACAUAAUUUAGAAAAAAAUGGCUACAACUUUCUUUCAAAACUUUAUAGAAAAUAAAAAUUGUUUCCUAAUUUUAGAAUUAAAAAACUUUUCUAUUAAGAUUAAAAAAUAUAUAAAUUGAAAAAAAAUAAAAUUCCACUAUUCCUUAAAAAGAAAUAAAUAAUUUCGAAAAGAAAAAUUAAUUGAAUAUUUUUCGCAAAGACAAAAAAAAUUCAUUUAACUCGUGCCUAAUUUUAUCGGAUCUAGGAGAAGAGAGCAUUCGUAAAAAAUUGAACAAGCAACGAAAGAAAUAAAAAUAAUUCAAAACGACAAUCCAAAGAAAGAAAAUUUAAAAAUAAAAAUCAUAACCAUCUCGCCGUAAACGAACAAAUGAAUCGCACAAGAACAAAAUAAAAAAGAAAUCAAUUCUCUUUUUUUUAAUAAACGACAAAUAAAAAAAAACACACAAACACACACGAGAAAUAAUUAUUAACAAAAAAAAUGUAUGUAAAUUUAAAGAAAAUAUAAUAUAAAAGUGUUUUAAAAAAACAACGCGGGACAUUCUUCUUCAGGUAUUGCCUGCGAGUGAUAAAAGAAAUUUAUUAGAGUGGAAAAUAGGGAAUUAUUUUUAUACGAUCGUGAUGAUAAUCUGUGAACUUAUACAAAAAAAACAAAGUUGAAAAUAAAAAAAAAGACUCUGGCAAACAGUGGCGGCGACAAGAGUCUGAUAAAAAAAAAUUCAAAAAAAAAACUUUGAAUUAUUCAAAAAUAUUAUCCGGUUUUCAUUCCGGAUCGUUGUUUUGUUUAUAGAAAAAAAAAAUAUAUAUAUAUUAACUGCGAUAAAUGCGAAUUGUAAUUGAAUUUCUCGAAAAAGGUAUAUUUUCAAAAAAAUA